CCCAUUAAAAAUCUGUAUUAGGGUUUUAUUCAAAAAGGGUUAAAAUGCUUCUUCAUCAUAUUUUUCCAUUCUCCGAACAGAAAAACCUAUCAGCAGCAGGCGGCGGCGGAGGAAAGUAGAAGCAGCAGGCGGAGCAUCAUGGGUAUCGAUCUAGUUGCCGGAGGUAAGUCCAAAAAGACUAAGCGCAUUGCACCAAAAUCCGACGAUGUUUAUCUCAAGCUUCUCGUCAAGUUGUACCGAUUUCUAUCACGGAGGACUGGUAGUAAGUUCAAUGCUGUGAUACUGAAGAGACUCUUCAUGAGCAAGAUCAAUAAAGCUCCAUUGUCUCUAUCACGUUUGGUUACUUACAUGACUGGAAAGGAGGACAAUAUUGCUGUUGUUGUUGGGACUGUUACCGAUGAUGUUCGAGCUUAUGAAGUCCCAAAAAUCAAGGUUACUGCAUUGAGAUUCACUGAAACAGCUAGAGCUAGGAUUGAGAAGGCUGGAGGAGAAUGUUUGACCUUUGAUCAGCUCGCUCUCAGAGCCCCUCUUGGGCAGAACACUGUUUUGCUUAGGGGCCCAAAGAACUCAAGGGAGGCCGUUAAGCACUUUGGUAAAGCACCUGGUGUCCCACACAGCCACACAAAGCCUUAUGUUCGCUCAAAGGGAAGGAAGUUUGAGCGAGCAAGAGGAAAGAGAAAUAGCAGAGGCUACAAGGCUUGAGGAAGUGCUGAUGUUUGAAUGCACAUUGAUAGAGUUUCUAUUAGAAGUAUUUGCCAACCUCUACUUUUACCAUUAAUAGUAUCUUGUUGGAUUUUCUUAUUUCAACUUUGUUUCUCUUACACACUCCAGCAUCAUAUUGCUGAUUUUUGAAUGUGUUAUCUGUUUUGCGAAAUCAAUCUCUAUUUAGAGAGUGAAUCUUUUAACAUUUACAACAAGAUUAUGCUUGGUAAUUCAUUUUGUUUUAUACUAA
Solanum pennellii is the source of this 952-nucleotide messenger RNA. RefSeq names its product 60S ribosomal protein L18-2. The record is from RefSeq and is a predicted model, not a curated record. NCBI's taxonomy places the organism in Eukaryota, Viridiplantae, Streptophyta, Magnoliopsida, Solanales, Solanaceae. The transcript is spliced from 5 exons. The coding region runs from base 139 to 702 and encodes 187 amino acids. Gene Ontology annotation, molecular function: structural constituent of ribosome; RNA binding. Gene Ontology annotation, biological process: translation. Gene Ontology annotation, cellular component: ribosome; cytosolic large ribosomal subunit.